AUGCGGCAGGUCCUCGACAUCCUCAGUCGGGUCAACGACUCCAAAAAGUUAUCUUCACAGCAAAGAGAAGCCCUGUACGAGGAGCUGACAAGUGCCAAGUUCAAGGGCCGCAUCGCAUGGUCAGUCGCCGAGGCCUCCGUGACGGAAAUCGAUAGCAGCAACAUCCUCCAGGCCUCCCUGUCGGCCAUGGCCAAAGCUGUGCGUGGUCUGUCCGCUUCGGCGAUGGAGUCCUUGGUGGUCCUGGUGGACGGCUGCAACCGUCCCCCGGAGCUGCUGGCGGCCGGGGAGAAGUGGACCCGGCUCUCACAGCGCGAUCGGGAGGCCCUGAAGAACCAGACCAAGCUGUCCCGCUGGUUCGCGCAAAAGGAGAAACAGGAAAAGGAGGAACCCUGGAGGCCUAAAGACGUGGAAGCCGUUGUCGAAGGGGAUGGGCGUGUGCCCUCGAUCUCUGCAGCCUCCGUGCUGGCCAAAGUUUAUCGAGAUCGCCGCAUGGAAGCCUUGGAUGAAGUGCAUCCUGGCUACGACUUCAAGACGCACAAGGGGUAUGGAACAGAAGCGCACCUGAAAGCCAUAAAGCUCCACGGCAUCUGCCCCGAGCAUCGCAGGAGCUUUGAGCCUGUGAGGCAAGCCCUUGUCACAGAGGGCCAAGGGCUUGAACCCACAAAGCGCGAGAAGCGCGACAAGCGCGAGUCCGACUGCGACUCCGAAAGCAAGCGAGGCUGGCUUGAUCUCCCUUGGCUCAAGAUCAACUUGCCAACGGUUUCCGUGCAUGGGAAUGUGAGCCAGCUUGCAAAUACGGUGAAAGGAAUCUACGGAUGGCAGUAUUACUUUGCGGAAGUUGCAAUCAUCGAGGGCCGCAUCCUUCUUCGAAGAAGUGAUGCCUGGCUUGGCGGAUGGUUGUUGGCAACCCUUCGGCUUAUUGACCAAGCUCUCCAUCUCGAUGACGCGCCUCCUCCGGACGUCCUCUUUGUUUUGUCUGUCCAUGAUGAGGCUCAUCUGGAGAAAGCAAGAUUCAAUCCAUUGCCUCUGCUGUCAGCUCUUGCAACACGAGCGCACUGGGACAUUCCGAUUCCUGGGCAAACAUGGUACGAAGCAGCUGGUGGAGUGUCUUCCCAGGACGUUGAACAGAAUUUUGGUCUUUGGGAAUCCGCGCAGUGGCAAGCAAGCUUGGAAGAAACAUAUCCAUGGAAGAGUCGCUCCCCGAGAGCUUUCUUCCGCGGCCACGACUGGGCUUCUUCGAACGCCUUCACAGAGUUCUUGCCUGACAGGCCACAGGAGGCAUGCAUUGCCCCACAUGACGUGUCUAUGUCCUUCUCCUAUCGGCGGAUGUAUGCGGAGCUGUCGCAGGGGGAGUUACAAGAUCUCUUGGAUGUGGGGCUUACAGGAGCACCAAAGUUCGUGCAAGAGCAGCACCCCAAACAGAGCUAUGUUAGACCAGUGUCUCUCCCGGAGCAUGCGCAGUACAAGUUCCUGCUGCAUCUGGACGGCACUGCUGCCAGCAACCGCCUGCUGAAAUUGCUCUUCAUGGGCUCCGUGGUCCUGAAGCAGGACUCGGUCUAUGAGGAGUUUUUCUACAAAGACCUGAAGCCUUGGGUCCACUUCGUGCCCAUCUCGCGAGAUCGAUGCAGCUUCACCUGGCCAGAGCCGGAGCCGCCUGCUUCUGGCACCCUGACGGCAGCGGCAGCAGUCCUGGCCGUCUACGCCGGCUUGCAG
Symbiodinium pilosum is the source of this 1713-nucleotide messenger RNA. Lineage: Eukaryota; Dinophyceae; Suessiales; Symbiodiniaceae. The record is from the annotation of a GenBank genome assembly.